Closterium sp. NIES-65 is the source of this 870-nucleotide messenger RNA. Lineage: Eukaryota; Viridiplantae; Streptophyta; Zygnematophyceae; Desmidiales; Closteriaceae. The record is from the annotation of a GenBank genome assembly.
AUGCUUCCCCUCAUUCCCCGUCUGCUUCCCCUCAUUCCCCCCUCUCCUUCCCCUCCCCUUCUUCCCCUCAUUUCUCCACCCGCUUCCCCUCAUUCUUCCCUCUGCUUCCCCUCAUUUACUCCCCUGCUUCCUCUCGUAUUCCCCUCUGCUUCCCCUAUUUCCCCCCUGAUUUCCCUAAAUUUUACCCUCCUGCUUCCCCUCGUUUCCUGCUCUACUUCCCUUCAUUCCUCCCUUUGCUUCCCUUUCUCCUCGUUCCCCUCUUUUGCCCCACUGCUUCCCCUCGUUUCCCCGUCUGCUCUCAUUGAUUUCCCCCUCUGUUUCCCCUCGUUUCCCUCCCUGGUUCCCCUCGUUUUCCCCUCUCCUCCCCUUGUUACAACUUCCUAUCUCCCGCUUUCCCUCUCCCGCUCUUCCCUAACUCCCCUCUUCCCUAUCUCCCCUCUUCCCUAUCUCCCCUCUUCCCUAUCUCCCCUCUUCCCUAUCUCCCCUCUUCCCUAUCUCCCCUCUUCCCUAUCUCCCCUCUUCCCUAUCCUCCCUCUUCCCUAUCCUCCCUCUUCUUACGGUAUUUUCUUCUUUCCCUCUCACUCUCUUCCUGUCUCCUCCUUUCCCUUUCCUCCCCUCUUCCUGUCACCUUUCCCUCUCACAUCGUCCUAUCUCCCCCUUUCUCUUCCCCCCUGCUUCUCUCUUCUCUUCACCCUCUUCCCUGUCUCCCCUAUCUCCACUCUUCUAAUCUCUAUCUCUUUGAAUUUUUUCUUGUUCCCCCUCCCAAUCCCUUGUAUUAUCUCCCUCCCCCUGGCUAUUGCAGUAACUACACUGAAGAUUUUUCUGGUACUUCAACUCACCUCAACCCAUCAUCCCAUCCCAUGCUCGUAG